ACAAUAUUUUAUGAAAAAUGAAGCGGACAACCUGUUACUUAUUACUAUUCUGCAGCAUAAUUUUAUUAUGUUCUACUCUGGAUCAAACGAAUGCCAGACGAUACAAACCUAUGCAUAAACCUCUUUCAGAGGAACUAAUUCAUUAUGUCAAUAAUGAGGCUAAUACAACUUGGAAAGCUGCUAAAACUGCAAGAUUCAAAACAGUAUCUGAUAUUCGUAGGGUAUUAGGUGCACUUCCAGAUCCAAAUGGUGGACAACUGGAAACUUUAUGUACUGGUUAUACAUCAACUGAAUUACCUUACAGUUUUGACGCGAGGGAAAAAUGGCCGUAUUGUCCUUCUAUCUCUGAAAUUCGUGAUCAAUCAUCUUGUGGUUCUUGUUGGAAUAUUGUAAAUGUAAAUGGGUUAGUGAAAAAGAUAUGCUUUCGUGGUUGA
Molecule: messenger RNA, 434 nt
Organism: Schistosoma turkestanicum
Lineage: Eukaryota; Metazoa; Platyhelminthes; Trematoda; Strigeidida; Schistosomatidae
Source: the annotation of a GenBank genome assembly